This is a messenger RNA of Paramuricea clavata, 287 nucleotides long. NCBI's taxonomy places the organism in Eukaryota, Metazoa, Cnidaria, Anthozoa, Malacalcyonacea, Plexauridae. The record is from the annotation of a GenBank genome assembly.
GAGAUGUUCAACAAAUUGCUCGGCCAUUGGAAGCGAUUGAUAUUCAAGCCAAAAGGAUGGAGUUUCUCUCUUCGACUUCAAAGAAAAUAAAUCAAAUUCAGAAGAAGCAGAGAUAUGCCAGUGGCAGUAAGGAUGGUCCAAGACGUAAACCCGACCUUUGUUUUCGGUGUGGGGGUGAAGGUCACAACGCUUGUGAUAAAUGCUGCCCUGCCAAGUCAGCUACUUGCAGGAAAUGUCAAAAUGUUGGUCAUUUUGCAGCAGUGUGCAACUUGAAGGUGAAUACAUAG